Trichomonas vaginalis G3 is the source of this 555-nucleotide messenger RNA. RefSeq names its product spectrin binding. NCBI's taxonomy places the organism in Eukaryota, Parabasalia, Trichomonadida, Trichomonadidae. The transcript has a single exon. The record is from RefSeq and is a predicted model, not a curated record. The coding region runs from base 1 to 555 and encodes 184 amino acids. Gene Ontology annotation, molecular function: protein binding.
AUGCUUAUCAUAUUACUUUUUCAACUACGAAAACUGAGCCAAGGAAUAGCUCUUCAUGACGCAGUCAAGAAAAAUCAAACAGAUAUUGUAUUAGAUCUUAUUUCAAAUGGAGUUGAAAUUGAUGGACAUUCACUUAAUAUUGCCAUCUCUUCAAAUAAUACUAAUAUGGUGGAUUUACUUGUUACGCAUGGAGCUGACGCCAAAUACAUAGAUAAAAAUCAACAACUUUCAAUGAUUCAUAUUGCAUGCAUGCUUAAUAAUAUUAAAGCUGUUGAUAUUCUAAUUUCACAUGGUGCAAAUGUAAAUGAUCAAAAUAGCCUUUAUCGUUAUUCGCCCCUUAUAUUUGCAUCUAUGUUUAAUUAUAAAGAAAUUGCUGAACUUCUUAUUUCACAUGGUGCAAAUGUCAACUUGGGAGAUUUUCGUGGAAAUACUCCUAUUCAUCAUAUCUUGUUCUUUGGUGAUGAAACUAUCAUGGAAGCUAUUGUUAAUAGUUAUUCUCAAAUAUUUAAUGAAGAUUUUAUAAAUUCUUUUGAUAUUCAUAAAAAAAAACAAUGA